UCCCUCCUAGUUGGUUUGUUUUGUCAUGGCUUCAAUGUUGGGACCAAUGGGGAUAUAAUUUCGUAGUGUUAGCCAACCUCCAAGAGUCCAAACCCACGCACAGAAAAAUUUCCACUCGGAUCACUAAUCUCCUCUCCAUCCCUCUCCUCCUCCCGGUGCAAGCAGAUUGAUUGCCUUCCAAUUUCCAAGUGUUUGUUGUCUCUUUCCCGGGAACCCAAUUAAUAAUUCAGAAUACAUCUUUGAUAGACUGCGCAGUUCUCUUUUUUGGUCUCCAGAAAUUGAAAGAAACCUCUUGGCCUAAGUUCUAACACCCUUCGUAUUUUCUCGCUCUCGUUUAUACACAAUUUCACCUCGUUCCACUGUUUCGCAUUGAGAUACACACGACACGAGGCCUCGAGAGUCGAGAGCCGUACCAUCGGGGCUCCGUUUCUGCCGGUGUGAUUGAUCUCUUCGGUUCACUUUAAUGCCAUGCCUCAUGCUCGGUCGCUUCAUUCCUUCUACACGUAACUGACCAUUUCUCCUGCUCUCCUCGGUUCGAAGUCCGAGCUCCGAGAAGUUUAUUUGCCAAUCUAGGGCUUCCGGUUCUUGGGCUUUGUAUUUCAUGUUAUUUACCAUAAUGGGUCUGGGUCCCGGGAUUCAUUUGCUUUCGCUCAUGCCUAUCCAGGGGAUAGGCUUGUCAUUUUCACAAGCACGACUUGACUGAGAUGACUAUGUUCUUGGUUUGUUGUCCUUACAUUUAGAAGCCCUUCUUGGCCAAUUUUGCUGCUUACUGGUAGUGCUUUCUGACCAAUAGUUUUUUAGUACCAUUCCUUCAGAUUAUACAAGUUCCUUAAUUAUUUGAUUGUCCGUGGUUAUGGUUGAAUUGAGGUUUUCUUGGCCAAGUUCUUUGUUACUUAAUCGUGCAUACUGUACAGUAGAAACUUGAAAAGAAGCUUAAUUUCCGUGUCAUGACAGUUAUGGAGGAUUAGGGUUUGGGAAUUUUCAUUGAGAUCAGCAGUGACGUAUUUUCUUUGGGCGUAUAUAUGCAAGGCGAGCUUUGGUAUUGACUGAAAAUAAAUUUAAAGUGACAUCGGAUUAAUUAUUUUUGUUCUUUUAGAAAAUUAGUUUAGAAUAACGACGGGUGGUUGAGAAGUUUUACACGAAAGACUAAUUGGAGUCCGUUGAAUUUUAUUUGAUCAUGAUCGAGACAAGUUAUGGAUAGAAGUGAGCCAGCUUUAGUGCCCGAAUGGUUGAAAAGCAGUGGAAGUGUCACUGGUGGGAGCGGUACCAACCAUCAAUUUUCUUCAUCUUCAUUGCACUCAGAUGAUCAUGCCAUAUCAAAACAUGCAAGAAAUGUGUCAUCCAUGAGUGGGUGUGAUCAUGACCCGGGUCACUUGGUUGCUUCAGAUCAAGUCACAUCCUUUAAUUUUCACGGGAGUUCUAGUGGUAAUAGUUCUGUUCACACACGGUCUUACAGUAGUUAUGGUAGAAGCUACCGUGACAGGGAUUGGGAGGACGUUGUUGACUACCGUGAUCAGGACAAGUUGGUUUUGGGUGACCACAGGCAGCAUGACUAUUCUGAUCCUCUUGAUAGCAUCUUACCCAAUAGGUUUGAGAAGGAUGUGCUACAAUGUUCAGAGUCUAUGAUUACAGGAAAACAUGGGGACACAUGGCCAAGGAAAGUGGCUGCCUACUCAAAUAAUGCUAAAAGCAAACACAGAAGUAGUGAUCGUUUUGUUGGUGUGAGUAGUGUUGUUAGCAGUAGCAGUAAAAGUGCAUUUGAAAGGGACUUUCCAUCACUCGUAGCUGAAGAGAGACAACGCGGUUCGGAAAUGGGAAGAAUCUCACCUUCUAGCUUGAACACUGUCAUUCAGAGUUUGCCAAUUGGAAAUUUGUCUGUGACUGGUUGUGAUGGCUGGAAGUCAGCUCUAGUAGAGGUGCCUGUGAUUGCUGGAAGCAAUUGCAUGGGUGCAGUGUUGGCUCAACAGACCAUUUAUGAAAGCUCAGCUUCUUUGUCUCCAAGCGCAGGGACUGGCCUCAAUAUGGCUGAGACAUUGGCUCAGGGCACCCCGCAUGCACCUUCUCAGUUAUCUAUUGGAACUCAAAGGCUUGAAGAGCUGGCUGUGAAGCAAUCUAGGCAAUUAAUUCCCAUGACACCUUCCACGCCAAAAGCUCUGGUGUCCAGUCCUUCGGAGAAAUCAAAACCCAAUAUUGGGCAGCAGCAUACAUUUUCAUCACACCCUGUUAACAAAGCUCCACGUGGAGGGUAUGCAAAAUCUGAUGUUACGAAGAUACCUGUAGGCAAUCUGCGCAUCCUCAAUCCAUCACGAGAGUCGAAGGGUAUCUCUUCAACUCCUAAGGAUGGAUUGAGUCCCACAGUUGGAAGCAGAGUAGCCAAUAGCCCAUUUGGUCUCACUCCAUCUGCUGCUGCGUCUGCUCCCCCUAGGAACUUGAGCAACAAUUUAAGCCCUGCCAGUGCUGAGUGCAGGCCAACUGCUUGCCGGACAACUGUGGACAAGAAAACAUUGUCUCAAGCUCAGAGCCGGAAUGAUUUCUUUAAAAAUCUUUCAAGGAAGAACUCUUCUGCAAACCACUCUUCUGUCAUCCCUGAUCCUGGCCAAGCUAGCUCUAUCCCUGAGAAUUCUGAUAAAUUGGUCAAAGAAGCUUCCAUUGCUGAUACUGUUACUCUUUGGAGUGGAGAUGCCCCUUUAUCUGAUACUUCUAAAAGUUGGGGUCAGACAACUCCCAAUGGUUGUGCUUGUGAUGUGUCUCAGAAAUGUUUGGGCAAUGCAGAGGAGUACUCCACGCCUAGUAUGAUUCUUCAUCCAGAUGAGGAAGAGGCUGCAUUUUUACGAUCACUUGGGUGGGAGGAAAAUGCUGGAGAGGAUGAAGGCCUUACGGAGGAGGAGAUCAGUGCUUUCUACAUGGAGUACAUGAAACUGCGGCCAUCAUCAAAACUUAGGCACGAAAUACAGCCAAAUAUAUCACCAGCGCUUAACUCACAACAGAGCAGCUGUAGCUGUGCUUCGACUGAAUUGGUUGUGUCUGCUGGGUCAGAAUCUUGAUUUGGAAAAUGACUGAGCAAAGCUAGGAAGUCUGAGUGUGAUUGUGGAGGUGAUAUACUUAUAUUUUCUUUUCGGUUUCGAUUCAUUUUAAGCAGCGGAUUUGAGCCAAGUUGGUUUUAAGGGGGAGAAAGAUAAUGGGGAUGUCUGCCAUUGGUGUGUGCCGAAAGCCAUGUGGAAUAAUAAUCUGUAAAUGUUCCAUUCCCGAGAAUAAGGAUUGAUGUGCUCGGCCUGAUUUUAACUUAGGAUUUUCUUAGUUGGAAGGUUGAUAUAUAGAAGAAGUAGGAAUUUGUGUUUUACAUUGAUAUGCAAUGGAAGAAGUCUACCUUGGGGGAAGUAUGAUGAGUAAAGUGGAUUUUUCUUUCUUGUGUGGAGCUUGUGAUUUCCUUGGUCAUUUGAAAAGGAAAAGGAA
Molecule: messenger RNA, 3453 nt
Organism: Juglans microcarpa x Juglans regia
Lineage: Eukaryota; Viridiplantae; Streptophyta; Magnoliopsida; Fagales; Juglandaceae
Exons: 5
Coding region: 1194-3044 (616 amino acids)
Source: RefSeq, a predicted model, not a curated record